AUGGAUUUUAGAAAAUUUUAAAUUACUUUCUUGAAAAUGGUUGAUAUCUUUGGUACACCUUAUCUACAUUCUAUUAAAUUCAACUAAAAAAUAUAGAAGUCUAUUUUAGGAGGAAUUAUCUCUAUCUUUAUUUUAGGGAUUAGCUUGGCCUAUUUCAUAUAUGUUAUUAAUUAAUGGUGCACUUAUCAAAUUUUACCAAAAACCAAUAACUCUAUGAAAGUUGAACAAUUUUCAGAAAUCAAUUUAUAGGAUGAUAAUCCAAUUAUUUAAAUAAGUUAUGGAAAAUAUUCUGAAUAAAGUUUAGAUCCAUUUGAUACCUAAAAUAAUAUAUUAAUGCCUAUUGGAAUAUAUUUCACGGAUGGAAAACCCUAGAAACCUUUUUCAUUAUUAAACAACAAACAAAAAUCUGAUGUAUAUCCUAAUAAACUUCUUCCAAGCCUAAAUAAAUUAUCACUUGUUUAAAAUGGAAAUUCUAAUUAAGAUUACAAAAAAACAACCGAACUUGUAAUCAUGAUUGCUAAAUGCAAUGAAGAAUAUUUAUCUGAAGGAGGUAAAUGUGCAACAGAUUAAUAAAUUGAAUAAUUUUUUGCUACCAGUGUUACAUAUAUGGAUUUUUGGAUAAAUUUAAAAUAGUUUAAUUCUUAGACUUAGAAAUUUGAGGUAGUAAGAAAGUAAUAUUAUUUUUGGUUUGAAUCUAAGUCUGCUUAAUUGAGUUAAAUUAUGAUUAAGAAAGCUUAUUUACAUGUGGAUAAAGGGGUAUUAUUUAAUAGUUAUAAUGAUUAUAAUUACAUUCAGGAUACUUAGAUAAUGAUGUCUACAACAACAACUAAACUAUGGGCUCCAUUAGUAUCUGGUGAUACUUAUUUAAGUCUAAUAUUUCGAUUAGAUCCUGUAUCUAUAGAUGUCUAACUUGUAUAUCCAAAAUUAGGUGAAGUUUUGGCUAUGGUUGGUUCGAUUGUAAAUUUGCUCUUGAUGGUCAAAUAUGGAGCUUAAUAUUACAAUGAAUCUUUAUUAGAAAAUAAAUUGACUGAUAAAAUAAUUAGAUAUUAUUAUUCUGAUUUUGAAGAACUCAAGACAUCAUAAGAUUUUUAAACCAAGUUUUAUUACAAUUAACUAAAAAAAUAGGCAAAGCGAAAAUUGAUAUUUCAUAAUAUCCUGUAUGAAUUGUCAAGAAUUUAAUUAUUUUUAUUUAAUUAAUUUGGACGUACAUCAAUAGAAAAUUCUCAUUAAUUGAAGUUUAGAUUUUAAGAUUUCAAAGUAGAUUUUGAAGGAGAAGUUUUUACAGCAAAGUAAUAAUAAACGUAAUUAAAUUUGAUUGCUCAUGAAAGUACGUCAAAUUUCAUGAUCAUAAGUAUUCCAGAAAAAGAAAAAAUGAAAAAUUAAAGGGGAGAGAAAGUGCAUCCAGAAAUUAGAAGUAGUUUAGAUUAAUAAUCCUUAAGUUAGGAUAAGUGA
Messenger RNA from Paramecium sonneborni, 1452 nucleotides. Lineage: Eukaryota; Ciliophora; Oligohymenophorea; Peniculida; Parameciidae. The record is from the annotation of a GenBank genome assembly.